AUGGGUUAAUCUCUUGCUUCCAAAAGAGACAUUUUUAGUAAUGAUUAAUAACUUUAAUUGUAACCUCAAUAAGAAUUAGAAAAAUGUAUAAGACACUGUGGAGUGAGUAAAUUUGAAGAUUAAACAUAUAAAAUUAUUCUUCACCUUGAAAAUGAAAAAUAUUAUUAAUUUCUAUACAAAUAACUAGAUGAUGGCAGUUUUGAUAAAAAACAGCGUAAUAUUAUAUCUCAAUAAUAGAUGGGUAUUGUGGUGAUCAACUCAUUAUAAUUAUGAAUGAAGAUUAUCACAAAAUGGCAAAUGAUAAACUAAAGUUGAAAGAUGCUUUAAUAUUCUAUGAAGAAUCAAAUGAUCCAAAUAAUUUUUUUAAAAAAAUUGUUGAUAAUGUUUAAAAAGAUUUUGAUGCACUUGAAUAUGUUUAAAAUAACUUUAAUAAUGAAGAAAAAUUGAAUAAUUCACAAUUUACUUCAGUAUUUAAACUUUGUAACUAAUAACAUCAAUUGGUAUUCGCUAAUUCGCAUAUGAAUUAUCUUUUAGUCAAUUUAGAUAAAUAAAAAAUAUAAAAAACAUAUUAAUAUCUAGUUUGUAGCCAGAAAUUUAUAUUAGAAAAGCCACAUAGUGAGAAGGAUGUUUUAAACCUCAUUAAAAAGCACAAUGAUGUGGAUUCACUGAUAAAUGAAAUUACAAAAAAAUAAUGA
Paramecium octaurelia is the source of this 695-nucleotide messenger RNA. The record is from the annotation of a GenBank genome assembly. NCBI's taxonomy places the organism in Eukaryota, Ciliophora, Oligohymenophorea, Peniculida, Parameciidae.